AUGCAGAGCCUUGGCAAGGAGAACCACAGCUCUGUGUCUGAGUUUAUCCUCCUUGGCUUCUCCAGUGAAUCACCAAUCAGAACAGUCCUGUUUACCUUCUUCCUCCUCCUCUACCUCAUCACACUACUGGGCAAUGGGCUCAUCAUCACCCUCAUCUACUUGGAUUCACACCUCCACACACCAAUGUAUUUCUUUCUCAGCAUCCUCUCCUUGGUGGACAUGAGCUAUAUCACCACCACUGUGCCCCAGAUGUUGGUUAAUAUGGUUUGUCCAAGAAGGACCAUCUCAUGGGGAGCUUGUGUAGCCCAGAUGUUCAUCUUCUUGGUCUUAGGCAUUGCUGAGUGCGUCCUGUAUGCCAUUAUGGCCUAUGACAGGUAUGUGGCCAUUUGCUUCCCCCUUCACUAUACCCUACUCAUGAGUAGGCCCAUUUGUAUCAAGAUGAUGGCAGCCUGUUGGUCCAUUAGCAUAGGUGGGGCCUUGAUCUACACUGUCUUCACCAUGCGUCUGCCUUACUGUGGCCCCCAUAAAAUAAACCACUUCUUCUGUGAGGUCCCUGCAGUACUGAAGUUGGCUUGUGCAGACACAUCCUUUAAUGACAGGUUGGACUUUGUCCUGGGUUUCAUCCUACUUUUGGUCCCACUUUCCCUCAUAUUGGCCUCUUAUGUCCGUAUCUUUGCCUCUAUCUUAAGAAUUCGCUCAUCCCAGGGUAGGCUCAAAUCCUUCUCCACAUGUGCUUCCCAUGUCACUGUGGUCACUAUGUUCUAUGGGCCAGCCAUGAUCAUGUACAUGAGGCCUGGCUCCUGGUAUGACCCAGAGAGAGACAAGAAACUAGCCCUCUUCUACAAUGUUGUCUCUGCCUUCCUCAACCCCAUCAUCUACAGCCUCAGGAACAAGGAUGUAAAGCGUGCCUUUGAGAGAGUACUUGGUGAUAGGAUAGCUCAGAGACUUAGAAUAUUUUUCAGAGUUGUUCAGGGUCCUACAAAGACUUCAUGUGGCUCAGGUGAUAUCAUCAAAGUACAUCAAACUGACCAUCUAUAA
Erinaceus europaeus (western European hedgehog) is the source of this 1038-nucleotide messenger RNA. Its product is annotated as olfactory receptor 2A12-like. Bases 1 to 1038 code for a protein of 345 amino acids. Gene Ontology annotation, molecular function: olfactory receptor activity; G protein-coupled receptor activity. The record is from RefSeq and is a predicted model, not a curated record. Gene Ontology annotation, cellular component: membrane. The transcript has a single exon. Gene Ontology annotation, biological process: G protein-coupled receptor signaling pathway. Lineage: Eukaryota; Metazoa; Chordata; Mammalia; Eulipotyphla; Erinaceidae.